AUGUCCGUUCUCCUCGAAACCAGCGUCGGCGACAUCGUGAUCGACCUUCUCGUCGAUUAUGCGCCGAAGAUGUGCGAAAAUUUCGUCAAGCUCUGCAAGACCAAAUACUACAACUUCUCCCCGAUCCACUCGAUCCAGAAAUCCUUCUCGUUCCAGACUGGCGACCCUCUUGGUCCCAUGUCACCCGAGUCCGAUGGCGGCACUUCUAUCUGGGGCCUUCUUUUGGGAGAUGGCAAAGAAAAGGCCUUCCCGGCUCUCUUCCACCCCAAACUAAAACACCUCGAACGCGGAACUGUCAGCAUGGCCACUGCCCCGCAUCCUUCAGACCCAGAGACACGGCUGGCAGCGUCGCAGUUUAUCGUUACCCUCGGGGACAACACAGACUAUCUUGACGGAAAGGCGGCCAUUUUUGGUAAGGUGGUCGAAGGCUUCGACGUGCUGGAGAAGAUCAACGACGCCAUUGUCGACGAGCGCGGCCACCCCCUUGUCGACAUUCGCAUUAAGCACACAGUUGUCCUCGACGACCCUUACCCCGACCCCGCAGGCUUCCGCGAACCUAGCAGUUCCCCGCCGCCCAGCAAGGCACAGCUUGCCACGGUCCGCAUCGGCGAGGGCGAAGAGCUCUUGGAUGAGGAUGCGAACGAGGCCGCUGCCGCCGAUGCGGAGCGCAGGAGAAAGGAGCGCGAGGCGGCCGCCCAGGCUCUGACACUCGAGAUGAUGGGAGACCUGCCUUUUGCCGAAGUCAAGCCUCCAGAGAACGUGCUGUUUGUCUGCAAGUUGAAUCCGGUCACGACAGACGAGGACUUGGAGUUGAUCUUUAGCCGUUUCGGCAAGAUUCUGAGCUGCGAGGUGAUUCGAGAUCGCAAAACCGGCGACAGCCUCCAGUACUCCUUUAUCGAGUUUGAAGACAAGAAGAGCUGCGAGGACGCCUACUACAAGAUGGACUCGGUGCUCAUCGACGACCGACGAAUCCACAUCGACUUCAGCCAGAGUGUAAGCCGGCUGAGCGAGGUCUGGCGCAACGAGACCAACAAGAAACGCAAGAGCGCCGCGGUCAGGAGACGGGGCGGCGGAUGGGGUGGUGUCAAAGAGCUGGAGAAAUGGCGGAAGUACCGCGACGAGGACGAUGAGGGCCCCGCCGAAGUAGACUACGAAAUGGUUCACGGAAUGGAGGAAAUGCGGGGGCGACACGACAAGGACAAAACGGCCGACAAGGGCGGCCCAAGAGAUCGGGAAGCCGAUGGCCACGGCGACAUUCGCCGACAGGAUAGGGACUCCCAGAGCUACGACAGCGUCAAGUUCAGUUCAGGGGAUCGUAGCAUGAGGCGCGAUAUCUCACGUCGAAGCAGAAGCCCCAGACGAGACAACUACCGCGGUGGACGGGAUGAGAGAUCUGGCAGCCGUGGGCCGAGCCGAGAGGGUCGGGACUGGGACCACAGGCGCGAUCGCGAUCGCGAUCGCGAUCGCGACCGCGGCCGCGACCACGGUAGAGACCGUGACUGGGGCAGGGGCAGGGAUAAAGACAAACCCCGCGGCCAUCCGGGGCGCGAGGACUUCAGGGGCAAAUGA
This is a messenger RNA of Lasiosphaeria miniovina, 1569 nucleotides long. Its product is annotated as cyclophilin-like domain-containing protein. NCBI's taxonomy places the organism in Eukaryota, Fungi, Ascomycota, Sordariomycetes, Sordariales, Lasiosphaeriaceae. The coding region runs from base 1 to 1569 and encodes 522 amino acids. Gene Ontology annotation, molecular function: RNA binding; peptidyl-prolyl cis-trans isomerase activity. The transcript is spliced from 2 exons. The record is from RefSeq and is a predicted model, not a curated record. Gene Ontology annotation, biological process: protein peptidyl-prolyl isomerization. Gene Ontology annotation, cellular component: nucleus.